UCAGUCAGCUUCAGCCCCCCUAAAGCCUAACUAACUCCUCCGUGGUUUCCUGAGCACGAUCUUUAAAAGUUGCAGCUUUGCUCUCAUUUUUUUUAAGCCGCUUAAAAAUCCUCGGGGAUCUCCGUCCUGAUAAUGUCCUCCGUUAAGAUUGAGUCCGUUGUUCUGGACAGCACCAGGUGUGGAGAAUCUCCAGUGUGGGAGGAGAAAUCCAAUAGCCUCCUGUACGUGGAUAUUCCAUCCAAGAAGAUUUUCCGAUGGAAUUCACUCACCAAGCAAGUGCAAGACUUCACUGUAGAUAGUACGGUCAGCUCAGUGGCCAUUCGACAGUCUGGUGGGUAUGUCGCAACAGUAGGGACUCGGUUCUGUGCUUUGAACUGGGAAGACCGAUCGUCAUCUGACCUGUGUUCUGUGGAUAAAGAUAAGAAAAACAAUCGAUUCAAUGAUGGGAAGAUUGAUCCAGCUGGGAGAUACUUUGCUGGUACCAUGGCUGAGGAGAUUGCCCCUGCUGUGCUGGAGAGGCACCAAGGUGCCCUGUAUGUUCUCUUUCCCAGUGGCAAUGUAGAGAAAUACGUUGAUCACGUGGACAUCUCUAAUGGCUUGGACUGGUCCAUGGAUCACAAAAUCUUCUAUUACAUCGAUAGCCUGUCUUACUCUGUGGAUGCCUUUGAUUAUGACUUACACACAGGAAAAAUUGCCAACCGCAGAAGUGUGUACAAGAUGGAAAAGGAAGAACACAUUCCAGACGGAAUGUGCAUUGAUACUGAAGGAAAGCUCUGGGUGGCUUGCUACAAUGGAGGAAGAGUGAUCCGCUUAGAUCCAGAGACAGGAACAAGACUUCAAACAGUAAAGCUGCCAACUGAAAAAACAACUUCCUGCUGUUUUGGAGGAAAGGAUUAUUCUGAAUUAUAUGUGACCUCUGCUCGGGAUGGCCUGGAUCCUGAUAAACUUUCAAGACAACCAGAGGCAGGAAGGAUUUUCAAGAUAACUGGACUUGGUGUAAAAGGAGUCGCCCCACAUGCCUUUGCUGGAUAAAUCCUGAACCUACACUGGCCCUCUCCUUUUGCUGCAAUCCUUCGGCAGAAUUUGGAUUCAAAUAGAGUUAGAACAAGGAGAAAACACCCAAAUAUUUUUCCUAAAUAUUAAACAAUAGCCUUUGGUUAUUUGAUCUUUAUUUGGAACAAUGUCUAGGAGUCACUUUGGAGUUGAUGAGUCUGGGGCUGGUUAUUUUGGCCCAAGAGCACCUUGUGACAUGAAUGUUUCAUAUCCCUUCAUGAGCAAUCAUAUGAGACUUCAUCACUUCUGUCAAUACGCUGUAAAAUCCUCAGUAAAGAAUGCUAUGAAAUUGCCAAGAAUUAUCCUUCACCUAUCAAUUGUCAUGUCUGUCUCUGUUGUAAGCUCUAUCUGAAGAGGGACCAUAUCUGUUCUUCUGCUUUGUCAUAAAAAGAUCUAGGAAAUCAUCCAUACCCAAUAAAUAUCAAUCUGCUUGCCUGUCUCUUUCA
This is a messenger RNA of Trichosurus vulpecula (common brushtail), 1499 nucleotides long. RefSeq names its product regucalcin-like. The coding region runs from base 133 to 1032 and encodes 299 amino acids. The transcript is spliced from 7 exons. NCBI's taxonomy places the organism in Eukaryota, Metazoa, Chordata, Mammalia, Diprotodontia, Phalangeridae. The record is from RefSeq and is a predicted model, not a curated record. Gene Ontology annotation, biological process: L-ascorbic acid biosynthetic process. Gene Ontology annotation, molecular function: enzyme regulator activity; gluconolactonase activity; calcium ion binding.